UCAAAGCUCGGUGUUUAUAGGACGUCCUACGAAAGUAAACAAACACGACACCUAACCAAAACCUGACUGUUGGUAUAAAUGUUAUAAAUUAUAAUAGUGUCAUAAACUUAUAUACUGGUCGAUGCCUUGAUGUGUCUAUUCAAUUUUUAGAUAAUAAUACAAUAAAUAACAAAAAUUUAAGAAAGAAAUUGUCGAAGUAACUGGUCAUUAUUCGUAGCGGCCCUACAUCCUCUGUGGCGGCCUUCACUAGGCCAAAGUAUGCAGCCGGCCAGGGAUCGAGAAAAAUCCUCCAGCAAUGUGAAACCAAAUUACUCAUUAAAAUUUACAUUGGCUGGUCACACCAAGGCCGUGUCGUCAGUGAAGUUCAGUCCUAAUGGUGAAUGGCUCGCGAGCUCAUCUGCUGAUAAAUUGAUUAAAAUUUGGGGUGCUUAUGAUGGAAAGUUUGAAAAGUCUAUUGCUGGACACAAGUUAGGAAUCAGUGAUGUUAGUUGGUCAUCAGAUAGUCGUCUUUUAGUAUCUGCCUCUGAUGAUAAGACAUUAAAAGUUUGGGAAUUAAGUUCGUCAAAAUGUGUCAAGACACUUAAAGGCCAUAGUAACUAUGUUUUUUGUUGCAAUUUUAAUCCACAAUCAAAUCUGAUAGCUUCUGGAUCUUUUGAUGAAAGUGUACGAAUUUGGGAAGUAAAAAGUGGUAAGUGUCUGAAAACACUUCCUGCCCAUUCUGAUCCAGUUAGUGCUGUUCAUUUUAAUAGAGAUGGAUCCCUUGUGGUUUCUAGUAGUUACGAUGGUUUAUGUCGUAUUUGGGAUACUGCCAGUGGUCAAUGUUUAAAAACACUUAUCGACGAUGACAAUCCACCGGUUUCAUUCGUAAAAUUCUCACCUAAUGGAAAAUACAUCUUGGCAGCUACUCUUGAUAAUACUCUUAAAUUAUGGGAUUAUACUAAAGGCAAAUGUCUUAAAACUUAUGUUGGCCAUAAAAAUGAGAAAUACUGUAUAUUCGCGAAUUUUUCUGUGACAGGUGGAAAGUGGAUAGUUUCUGGAUCUGAAGAUAAUAUGGUAUAUAUUUGGAAUUUACAAUCUAAAGAAAUUGUACAGAAAUUACAAGGUCAUACAGGUAAUUUCAAUCUUGGUGAACUAUCUAACUUGCCUGCUAAUAUUCUGCACAUGUUGAUUGGAUUGCAAAUGGACAGUUUUUAA
Molecule: messenger RNA, 1194 nt
Organism: Acyrthosiphon pisum (pea aphid)
Lineage: Eukaryota; Metazoa; Arthropoda; Insecta; Hemiptera; Aphididae
Product: protein will die slowly
Exons: 9
Coding region: 259-1194 (311 amino acids)
Cellular component (GO): Set1C/COMPASS complex
Molecular function (GO): histone binding
Source: RefSeq, a predicted model, not a curated record